AUGGCGGCAUACUUCGGGCAUACGAACUGCCUUCAGAUCCUCGUUGAGAAACACAAGGCAGGCAUCAAAGAAGAAGGCAUGAACAUCGAGAUUACCGACUCUGAAGGAAUCACUGGUCUGAUGGUCGCCUCUUACCACGGCCAUUGGGAUAUUGUGAAGUACCUCAUCGACGUCGGCGCAGAAGUGAACAGGAGGAGGACCGACGAGAGAAGUGUGUUACACGCAUGCGCAGAGUCGGGGCGCCUGGCAGUGAUGGUGUUGCUGGAUCACAACGCUCUUAUGAACGUUGAUGCUUACGGAACAACCCCUUUGCUGGUCGCCUGUUUUUACGGUCAUGCGAACAUCGUCCAGUACCUGAUCUCCAGAACAGACCUGACACCUGCCAGAGAUAAACUCGAUGCGCUGGAGCUUCUUGGAGUGACGCUUCUUACCGAAAUGCAUUAUUUGACAGGUGCUCUCAGUUGCUGGAAAUGGGCGAUGAAUCAGAGAUACGCCAACGGAGCCCUGAUUUAUCCGAAGGUCGGGCAUCGCUUGCUAAGAUGUUCGUGUAAUGACUUUACUGAGGUCACAACCCUCCAUGAACUGGAGAGAAUAGAAUCCGAUGUCGAUGCUUUAGAAGUGCAAUCCUUACUUGCAAAGGAAAGGAUUUUAGGACCUCAUCAUUUUUCCACACAGAAAGCUUUUCAGUCUAUGGGCAUCGGGUACGUGAAUCGUGGUGAUGUUAACAAGUGUCUCAGAUUAUGGAUGCACGCUCUGCGUAAUGAUCAGGUUCAUCACGAACCCUCAGACGAGAAGAGGCUGUUUCACAUCAAGUCUUUCGCUGCAUUAUUUAUAAAUCUGACCACCGGCCAGAACCUACCGUAUGCAGGCUUGAGGCCAACGACGUAUUUUGAGGAUUUCUUGCGCGCCUUGGAAUUGAAGAAAGCAGAGAGCAGUUGUGGUGGCUCCCAACCUCAUCGAAAUGCAAAACGUGCCAUUCAGGCUUACCAUGUCAUUUACAUAGCGAUGCAUUUCUUAUUUGCAGUAGCAAAGCCACUUCCUGAUGUCUCACCCUCACAGUGGCACAGUGUGAAAGAAGCUGUCUACAGGUUUGUGAAGGCAGAUCCUAGGAACGACGCGGGCGCGACACUUCUGCAUAUAGCUUGCACCAGAGAAGACCAGAUGUACGGAGAAUCAGUGCCCGGCCGUAUCUUUCCCAGUCUGGAAGUAGUAAACCUUCUUUUGGAAACAGGAGCCGAUCCUUGUGCCACAGACUUUGAGGGCAGCUCGCCCCUCCACGCUCUCGCCAAUAACGGAGUGCCCCACAGGUAUAGUGAAGGCCCUUUUAUCAGCAGGUGCGCAUUUGGAUGCUGCCGAUAG
Messenger RNA from Macrobrachium nipponense, 1359 nucleotides. Its product is annotated as protein fem-1 homolog A-like. Gene Ontology annotation, molecular function: protein binding. The coding region runs from base 1 to 1359 and encodes 452 amino acids. The record is from RefSeq and is a predicted model, not a curated record. NCBI's taxonomy places the organism in Eukaryota, Metazoa, Arthropoda, Malacostraca, Decapoda, Palaemonidae. The transcript has 4 exons.